CUUGUUGUUGUUAUUCAUUUUACUGUAAUAUCGAUAGACCUAUCUAAUUUAUUUUGUUGAUUCAUAAGUAAACUAUAAAUACUAUAAUUUAUUUGGUAAAAAUGUAUUUGAAUUCAUUUAAUAUUUUGGUUCUGAAUAUUUAGUAUGUUAGAAAGUAAACAAACAUAACCUUUGACAAUAACAUAAAAAGUAACAAACAUAACCUAAAAAUUCCGUCCAUGUUAUAAGCCAACAAAUUUAGACGCAAUGGCAGUAGUCCAGAACUCAAGAGCUGCAAAGUGUGCGAGGAGAGGAUUGGAAGAGGAUGAAGCUCCAGAACACGUUCCAUCAGCUGGUGAGCUCUUAAUAAAACAGCUGGCUCAGAAGCAAACCAACACCAACAUCAGUCUUGAAGAGCAAUUAAAAUAUGAGAAGAAAUUUGAACGUGGAGUUGGAUGUGUAACGAUUGGAGAAUUUUCACCCGGAACCAGCACCUUACAAGAAUUUGAAAAACGAAAACUGAGAGCUGAAAAAAUACAAGAAUUUAAGAGUCGAGAAUUGACUAGGGACGAUGCAAACGCUGUAACAAGCAACUAUAGCGAUUGUAAAGCAUCUCCUGUGGCUGUCACUGCCUCUAGCCGGCAUGCUCAGCAGAUUGAAUCCAACAAGUCAAGUAGUGACCAAUCACUGAGUCGGAGAGAUAUGGAACUGGCCUAUAGUGUAAAGCCGAACUCUCUAGAGACCCGACUGUACAAGUUUGCGAUGGAGAACACCCGAGGCACUGUCCAGAAGACACCCGAGCCUCUGGGUCACCCGAUCCACAGUUUGGGUGAGAUGGAACUGGCGUUGACCCGAGAGGCUGAGGCGGACCCUCAGAAACUGGCGAAGACAGUUAGACGGAAGCGGAGACAAUUGGUAGAGGCGAUGGAAGAGCCAACCGUGGUACACUACAAGCCUCCCAAACCACACAGUUCUCUAUGGGAUUGUAUAGAACCUCCCGUGAUCCUUCCUAAGCCCACCAGGAUCGCCACUUGCAAGAGAGAAACUUUCUUCACCGUGAAAAACGGACAAAUCGUCCCUCUCGACAGCAAAGAUAAACUCCAUACACCUGAAGUGAAAGGCACGGAGAGAUUGGCGGGUGAGCCGUUUGUAGCACUGGAACUUCCCACUCAGAAUCUGGACGUUUCUGCUAGACUUACGGAGCAGGAGAUACGGAAUCUUCCGAGGUUUCACAACUAUCAACGUGGUCCUGUUUCUAAGAUAUUGUAUGUAAAAAAUCUCAACAGUAAUGUCACAGAAGAUGAUUUGAUUGCAAUAUUUGCAAAAUUUCAAGAGCAAAAUGAAGAUAAAAUAAUUUUUCGGUUAAUGACUGGGAAACUGCGAGGUCAAGCAUUUGUAACUUUUAGAAGUUGUGAAGUUGCCACAAAAGCUUUGGAGGAGGUCAAUGGAAUUGUUGUGAAAGGGAAGCCAAUCAUCAUCCAAUAUGGCCGAAACCAAACAUGAGGUUGUGAUCUAUUCCCUCGUGGAAUAAUAAUGGUUCUUUCUUCAGAAGACAAACGAUUUUACACAGCGAAAACCUUGGUCUUACUGAAAAUAUAAUCCUUCCGGGAGGAUACACUUGCCAGUCAAAACAACCGAGUUGGUACUUUUGAUUUUUGAUUGUAAAACUGGUAUUAAACGGGUAACCCGAGUAGUGCCAACAUAAUUCACAUGCAACUUUCAAGCACUGCAACACUCGACUGCUGACAAAGUACAAUAGAAAUGAUGCACACACGCUCCCGUUGCUGGAUGUUUACUGAGUGUAGGAACGCUCAGAUACUAAGAUGGCUUUGGCACCGCCCCAAGCAAUGCUAAUGCGAAACGUCUGCUAUUUCAUUGACAGCCCUAGCAGUUUUUAACUGUUUUCAGACCUUACAAAUAUUGUAGAAAGCAAUGUAUUCAAGAAAUAUAAUUUUAAUUUUUUUUUUAAGUCUCGAUAGUUUCCCAUCUAUUAUAAAAUUUAGUUGCGCCAUAGAAAAAUGUACCAGUUAUUGAGUUUAAAAAUGUAUUAUUUAUAAUUCUUUUAUUGUAGUUUCAAAGUUUUUCUUCAAUGUCUAAAGCUAAUCUUUUACUUAACA
This is a messenger RNA of Macrosteles quadrilineatus (aster leafhopper), 2096 nucleotides long. RefSeq names its product RNA-binding protein 41-like. NCBI's taxonomy places the organism in Eukaryota, Metazoa, Arthropoda, Insecta, Hemiptera, Cicadellidae. The coding region runs from base 247 to 1482 and encodes 411 amino acids. The transcript is spliced from 7 exons. Gene Ontology annotation, molecular function: U12 snRNA binding; pre-mRNA intronic binding. Gene Ontology annotation, cellular component: U12-type spliceosomal complex. Gene Ontology annotation, biological process: mRNA splicing, via spliceosome. The record is from RefSeq and is a predicted model, not a curated record.